UGAACUUACUAUUUUACAAAAUUUAGGAUAUUGUCAUAAGGAUUUUCAUAGUGGAAAUAUAUUGCUAAAUAAACAUCAAACUUCUUAUGUUUCAGAUUUUGGAUUAGCAGGACCAGCAGAUAAACAAAAUUCGAAUGAUAAAAUAUAUGGAGUAUUACCAUAUAUCGCGCCAGAAGUCUUGAAUGGAGAAUUAUAUACAUUUGCUUCUGACAUCUACAGUUUUGGUGUAAUUAUGGCUGAAUUAUCAACUGGAAACCCUCCAUUUUAUGAUAGAAAACAUGACGUGUCUUUAUCCUUAGAUAUUUGUAAUGGACUUCGUCCAGAAUUUGGAAAAGGAACUCCUGAAUUUUAUAAGAAGUUAGCUUAUAGGUGUAUGAAUGCAGAUCCAAAUCAAAGACCAACAAGCAAGGAGUUGUGGGAUGUUAAGAUCCAGCCCAUUCCUAGUACAGUCUUGAAACUUCCAGGUCUAAUCCCAUAUGACUUAGGUCCUAAGACUAGAUUCUAA
Funneliformis geosporum is the source of this 505-nucleotide messenger RNA. NCBI's taxonomy places the organism in Eukaryota, Fungi, Glomeromycota, Glomeromycetes, Glomerales, Glomeraceae. The record is from the annotation of a GenBank genome assembly.